AUGAAGGUCCUCCAACAAAACGAUGAACUAAUGACUGCAGAAGGCAUUCUGUUGGAACACUUGCCCAAGAGUUUCCAGGUGUAUGGGCAUUUAUAUGCUUAUAACAGAAACAAACAAAGUACCAUCCAAGUCGUCGUUGAUACAUGGCCAGAUUUUAAAGUCAUCAUUUGUCGACCCGACCCACGGCAAGAAUUUGGUUUCACACCCGAGAUGACCAUGUACUGCAAGGAAUCCAAGGACGGGCAUGCUUUGAAAGAAAUUUUGAUGAAGGACAGUCUAUUCAAUUGGAGCUCUAACAUUAAUGGAGGAUGCGACAUUUCACACACCUCUAUCCUCCAAGAGGUUUCAUUGAACCGGGAAGUCAACUACAGAUCCCUGGCACUGACACGUCUUCUGCAUUUGCCAAAUCGUAGCCAUCUGGUCAAACCAGCAAUCGACAGUGGUCUUGAAUCAAGGAUUUCAUCUCUUGAACUCUGCCAUGCCCACCUGGUGAAUCAAACCUGGAAGUUUGGAGGAACUCAACAAGGAUACAACUACAUUGCAUUCCUCAUCAGUAACUUCCCCACAUAUUGCAUCACUGAUAAUGAGGGUCAGCCUAUAUCGUGGCUUCUUGUCUAUGAGUACUUGGCAUUGGGGGUACUAUAUACUAUGCCCAAGCACAGAAAAAGAGGAUUCGCCAAAGCACUGAUUCAAACCAUGGCCCAGAGAUUAUUUGAUCAGGACUACCCAGUGUUCUGCUACAUAGAGGAAGAUAACAUGGCAUCUUAUAAGCUUUUUAAAAGUUUGGGCUUUAUUGAGGAGCCCUCAUACAGAGAACUAUGGUUUGAGUUUAACUUCUAA
Nerophis lumbriciformis (worm pipefish) is the source of this 840-nucleotide messenger RNA. The record is from RefSeq and is a predicted model, not a curated record. Lineage: Eukaryota; Metazoa; Chordata; Actinopteri; Syngnathiformes; Syngnathidae.